Molecule: messenger RNA, 558 nt
Organism: Oppiella nova
Lineage: Eukaryota; Metazoa; Arthropoda; Arachnida; Sarcoptiformes; Oppiidae
Source: the annotation of a GenBank genome assembly
CUCGCUUUGAAUGCAUGCAUUGAGCGCUCAUUCAGUGAUUGAGUGAUUGAAUGAAACAUUUGAUGACCACUGAAGACAUUGCACCCAAUGAUGGCCUCAUUCUUCGAUAACCUCAGGAGUGGUGUCCAACACAUCGAGACAGAAGUGAAGCGAUUAAAGCAAAUGACUGACAAUUCGUACCAAAGAAGUGAAGAGCAAGUGAUGGCAGACCUCAUGAAAGCCAAACAGUUUGACUCAAACGUGAGGACCACUUAUGUCGAAGUCACACAACUGUAUAAUGAGGUGAAAGGCGCGGAUCGGCCCUUAAUCGCCUUUCGCUCCGACAGACGAUUAAUCCAAUCGAUGGCCACCGACACCAUUGUGAACGUCAUCACCACUCCUAUGCUGCUGUUGCCCUCCGUGUCCAACAGGUCCAGCAGUUCCCGUUCGUCGAUGUCAUCCAAAUUGGCUGAAUCUGUGAUCUCGAUCUCUGGAAGUGUAUCCGGAUAUGUGUCUGGAAAGCGGAACUGCAGCACCACUUCAUCUGCCAAUCAAAUCAAACACUCAAUCACAUCAUAA